GUAACAAGAAAUUCAUAGCAAUUAAUAAUAAAAAGUUUUGGCAGUCGUGCUUGGAAAACUGGCAUGGUUUUUGGAGGCUGGCAGUUCAAAGUUGAAACGUCAGAAAUUACUCCAAAAGACUGCUGAGAUGAUCAUUAAGGGAGACUUAGAUCGGAUGGCAGAAGAGAUCGGGCAUCCAGAUAUCUGCUGUUUUAGGUGGCGGUCUGACGACGAUGCUCCAUGCCAUGGAAGUCCCAAGUCAUGCUAGACACCUCCUCCUGCAACUCAACACCCAGCGCACCAAGGGCUUCCUGUGUGAUGUCAUCAUCGUGGUGCAGAACGCGUUGUUCCGAGCCCAUAAGAAUAUUCUGGCCGCCAGCAGUCUCUACCUGAAGUCCCUGGUCGUCCAUGACAACCUCAUCAACCUAGACCACGAGAUGGUGAGUCCCGGAGUGUUCCGGGUCAUUCUAGACUACAUCUACACGGGCCGUCUGACGGAGGGAGACCACAGCUCCCCAACAGAGCCCAACCUGGGGGCCGUGCUGGCUGCAGCUAGCUAUCUGCAGCUGCUGGACUUAGUGGCGUUGUGUAAGAAGAAGAUGAGGAGAAAUGGGAAGUACCCUCUCCGCCCCACUCCUGCCUUUCUGCCCUAUGGGAAGAUGGGCCCCAAUAGUUUGGGUUUAGGGGGAGGGAGCAGGUAUCGGGUGUCCACCCCUGUUAUUCAGUCCUGCUACCCAGGGGGAGUUGUGAACACCCACACGCCCCGCGCCCCACCACUAGAGGAGCUGCCGCCCCACCCCCAUGCCACCCAUGCAGGGGAGUUGUAUGCCCCCACCUCCUCUCAGGGCCCUCAGGUGUUCCCCUCCACACCCUCAGCCCUGCCUGCCCAGCCCAGCCUUCGCCCAGCCCACUCUGACAGAAACUGCUCCCCCAUCUAUGGCCUGGACCUCUCCAAGAAGAGCCCUAACUCCCAGUCCCAGAACACUCCCUCCCACCCACACCUGGCCCAUGCCCUGCCCCACCACGAUGAGGAGCGGGAGGGGGGGCUGAGCGGCCGCACCAGCCCAAUGCUGGGGAACAAUGGCGGGGCCUACCCCACAGAGAAGAUGGAGACGGCUGAUCAGGCUGGGUCUCUCCCACCUCACUCUUACCCCCACCUUAAUAAGCCCCUGGGGCCCCACCUGCCCCACCUCCACUGCUCCAGCUCCCAAGGUCCAGACCACUACCCCUGCCCCCUCAGCCCCGACACCCCGACAGAGGCUGGAGAGCCCAGCAGGGAGGUGGGCAACAUCUACCGCUGGGUGAAGCAUGAGCCACUGUCAUACACAGCUGAGGAUGAAGAGGAUGACGAGGAUGAGGAGGAACGGGGUGGAAACGGAGACCAAAACCACCAGCAUCACAACCACCAUCACAAAGCAGGGGAGGAGAGCGAUGAUCGCUACCGUAGGGUAGGCUGUGAUGGGGAGGAUGAGAAGAGUGGCUCAGGCAGUGAGGGGACAGGCAGUAGUGAGGGUCGACCAUCACCCACAGGGGUCAUGGGGAGGUUCCACCUACCCUACGAGCCUGAGAGCUUUGGGGACAACCUGUACGUGUGCAUACCCUGUGACAAGGGCUUCCCCAGCUCUGAGCAGCUCAACGCCCACGUGGAGACCCACACAGAGGAGGAGCUGUACUCUGGAGGGGAGAUGGGCAGCAGCAACCCCAAAAACAACAGUAGCAACAGCAACUGUAACGGCAGCCUGAACAGCCUGGAGGGGAAGUCCAGCCAGAGCCUGAAGCCUGGGGUCCUGGGGGAGAUCAUCAGACCCUAUCGCUGUAACUCCUGUGAGAAGUCCUACAAGGACCCAGCCACGCUGCGCCAGCACGAGAAGACCCACUGGCUGACAAGGCCCUACCCCUGCAGCAUCUGUGGCAAGAAGUUCACCCAGCGCGGCACCAUGACCCGCCACAUGCGCAGCCACCUGGGACUCAAGCCCUUUGCAUGCGACCACUGCGGCAUGCGCUUCACCCGCCAGUACCGCCUCACAGAGCACAUGCGCAUCCACUCCGGGGAGAAGCCCUACGAGUGUCAGGUGUGCGGGGGGAAGUUCGCCCAGCAGCGCAACCUCAUCAGCCACAUGAAGAUGCACAGCAGUGGGGGGGCCGGAGGGGCUCUGACAGCCGACGGCAAGCUGAAGCUGGACUUUGCGGAAGGGAUCUACCCCCUGAGUAAAUACGCAGCAGAGCACCUGGGGCUGAAGCAGGAGAAGGCCUCAGAGCUGCUGGCAGAGCAUGCCAUGGAGAGCCUGUUCCCGCUGUCCAAACUGGCAGCAGAACACCUGCGCCUCAACCACCAUGACAAGAUGGAUGUCCUGGGGGUCCCGGCCCUGCCCCCUCCCCCAGGGUCCCUCUCUGACUCCCACUCCCGUAUCAUUGACCGCUACUCCCCCAGCUAAGACCCUCUGACCAGUCACCCCCAGCAAGGCCUUGGCUUCCACACAAUCCUGUGGGCACACAACUUAACUUACAGUAUUCUAACGUCAUUCACCUCAACUCCAUCAGUAUCUGCACCUCAGACUAAGGCCAAUACCUGGCCUAAAGAAUGCACACACACUGUGUAGACUCCUAUAAGUGCCUUUCUUUCCAAAGUUUGCAUUAUAUGCAUUUCAAAGACCUUCCUAAAAUGAGAAAUGUGCUAUUUCUAUUAUAUUUUGACCAAGGAAUACCCACUCAAAACAGUGUAGUGUUUAUGUAUACGCAAACCACCGAGCCAAAAACAAAUUGAGAACCAAAAAUCAAUUUUUCUUAGUUUUUUGUACAUAAUGAAAAGCCAAAGAAACUGUUGCCAGAAAGUGUUGUAAUAUGACCUGUGUACUAAAUGUACUUUUGUACUACUACUACUAUUGUAAUUGUACAUAAAAUGGGAAAAAAGCACAUAUGGACAAGAUUCAGGGCUCCUGUCCAGAACUGAAAGGACUGUUGGACAAAAGAAAAAGCCAAAGCUUUGGGAUUUGCAAUUGAUUGGACCACUUUCUUAAUUUUGUUUUUUGGGGUACUGGAUUUUCUCUCUAUCUCCUGAUCCAGUUUUACUCCAUGCUCCAGCUGUUCUAGUCACGAGGGAGGGACUAACUGAAAACAGCAUUCGCUCCACCAUUUAGGUAAAGUUAUCUGUGCUUUGUUUUUCUUUGUUUUUCUUUUGCUUUGUUGUUACGUACUCUCUGAUCAUGAUGUUGUGUACAGAGAGACCGAUAUUAAGUGACAGUAAUAGUAGCUUAAUGACUUGUACACUCAGUGCCAUAACCCUUUGAACCCAUAACCUCUCUUUAUUGGUAUUUUUCAAAUCAUUUUUUGACUUGCAUCCAAGUGCCUUCAAACUGUUAUUGAAAAGUAGCGAGUAGCACAACCCUGUGAUCUCACAACUGGGACGCAUCAUUGUGCAUACCCAACUGAUGACACGCCAAUCCUUCUCCAUGGCUUUAACAUCCAGUGAUGUGGAGUGUAGACUAAGCAUGGGUGUUGCCUGUGACGUUGUGUAAUAUACUGAACAAAGAUAUAAACGCAACAUGCACCAAUUUCAAAGAUUUUACUGAGUUACAGUUCAUACAAGGAAAUCAGUCAAUUGAAAUAAAU
Molecule: messenger RNA, 3588 nt
Organism: Salvelinus namaycush (lake trout)
Lineage: Eukaryota; Metazoa; Chordata; Actinopteri; Salmoniformes; Salmonidae
Product: hypermethylated in cancer 1 protein-like
Exons: 2
Coding region: 213-2414 (733 amino acids)
Biological process (GO): regulation of transcription by RNA polymerase II
Cellular component (GO): nucleus
Molecular function (GO): DNA-binding transcription factor activity, RNA polymerase II-specific; RNA polymerase II cis-regulatory region sequence-specific DNA binding; protein binding
Source: RefSeq, a predicted model, not a curated record